This is a messenger RNA of Hipposideros armiger (great roundleaf bat), 702 nucleotides long. RefSeq names its product coiled-coil domain containing 70 (gene CCDC70). Bases 1 to 702 code for a protein of 233 amino acids. The record is from RefSeq and is a predicted model, not a curated record. NCBI's taxonomy places the organism in Eukaryota, Metazoa, Chordata, Mammalia, Chiroptera, Hipposideridae. The transcript has a single exon.
AUGGCCAGUCCAGCAUCCUGGCUGACUAGGAAGUUGUUUCCCUUCAAGGUGGGUAAAUGGAUGGGGCUUGCUUGCUUCCGGUCAUUGGUGGCCUCCUCGCCCAACAUUCGCCAGAAGAAACUAAUCCAGAAGCUGCAGGAGGAAAAGGCUUUUCGGGAAGAGAUAAAAGUUUUCCGCGAGAAAGUAGAAGACUUCAGGGAAGAGAUGUGGAAUUUCCGAGGCAAGAUCCGUGUUUUCCAGGACCAGAUCUUAGAUUUUUGGGAAGAGGAGAAACCUUUCUGGGAAGAGGAGAAAGCCUUCUGGAAAGAUGAAAAAGCUUUCUGGGAAAUGGAAAAAGCUUUCCGGGAAGAAGAGAAAGCCUUUUGGAAAAAGUACCGUAUCUUCUGGAAGGAGGAUAAGGCCUUCUGGAAAGAGGAUACUGCUUUAUGGGAAAGCGAUCAGAAUCUUCUUCAGGAGGACAAGGCCCUGUGGGAGGAAGAAAAGGCCCUGUGGAGAGAGGAACAAGCUCUUCUUGUAGAGGAGAAGGCCCUGUGGGAGGAUAAAAAGUCACUCUGGGAGGAAGAGAAUGCCCUCUGGGAGGAGGAAAAAGCAUUCUGGUUAGAAGGUGGUGGUCAUAUUGCUGAGGAGCAGAUCCUCGAAGAUGGGCACCACAACAUCAAUGGAGGGCCACGGUCGCCAGUGUUCUUCCGAGGCAGGGCAUGA